Molecule: messenger RNA, 1107 nt
Organism: Priapulus caudatus
Lineage: Eukaryota; Metazoa; Priapulida; Priapulimorpha; Priapulimorphida; Priapulidae
Exons: 5
Coding region: 373-1107 (244 amino acids)
Biological process (GO): fatty acid transport
Cellular component (GO): cytosol; nucleus
Molecular function (GO): fatty acid binding
Source: RefSeq, a predicted model, not a curated record
UACACACACACGCACCCACCGCCCGUGGCACAGCACCGACGCUGCACGUGGCUCCCGUGCGUGAGUCUCCUUCCAGUACUGCUAGAUCCGCAGACGAUCGUCAGACGACCUCAGCUUCCCGCGUCUGUACGGACGAGCGAAGACGGGAGGGAUCGAGCCCCGGAAACAGCUAUUAACGUUUCAUACAACGUACACAGAUGCCCUGCCGUGGUGGUGGUUGCUACGCCACGAUGAUGCGCUACCAGUGACGGACGGACGUAUCGACCUGCUGACUGACUGACCGUGACCGCACAGCAGCAGCGGCGGCGCGGCGGCGGCGGCGGCGGCGAUGCCGGGAAAUAUGUCAGGGACGCUGGCGGAAUCUGGCGGGAGAUGGCAGCUGGUGUCGAGCGACUGCUUGGACGAAAUUACGGCCUGCGAGCAUUAGGCUACGGUUACCUCGCCCGCAAGAUGGCGUCAGUAGCAAACCCUGUGGUGGAGAUCACCGUGUGCGGUGGAACGUGCACGAUCACCACCACCACGUCGCUACGCUCGUCCGUCGUCAGCUUUCGCCUUAAUGAGGAGUUCGACGAAGAAACGACCGACGGACGAAAAUGCAAGACUAUAGUUACGCAAGAUGGCCCCCGGCUGGUGCAGCGUCAGUGUUGCCUUGACGACAGCAGCAAGGAUUCGGUCGCUAUACGGGAGAUAACGGACACCGGUGAUACUAUGAUCUUGGAACUCCAAGCCCGAGGAACUGUAUGCCGACGCGUAAUUCCACGAAAAUCUCACCCGCCGACGGCGCGGCGACUGACACACGGUGACGGCGACGGCAGCGGAGAAAACAAUACAGCAAUAAAGCGCAAACCAGCUUGCACAACAACGGCGGCGAUCACGUGUUCAUCGCGUGUGGAUCACGUGGUGGCGUCACGCGCUCAUGUCGGCCAUCUUUAUGGCUUUAUUCUAAGCGCAGGAAAGAAGUUGAGACAAGUUGGGUUGAAAGAUCUGCUAAUAGGCCGCGUCAGACGGACGUUUUUGGCCCGAACAGUAUUCACUUGCGGUACGUUGGUGAAACGCGCCGAACUCAACCCGGCCGCCGAGCCAAAUAUGCCCGAGCGACAAAUCUAG